GACGCCGACUGAGCCGGAAGCAGCGCGCGGCGCGGAGUGAGCCCCCCGGGCUGGCCCGCGGGGUCCUAGGCGGGACCCGCAGGCCCAGCGUUAGGACCCACCAUCCUUGGGCCCUGGGCAGGAGAAGGACGCGUCGUUGGUUGCACGCAGCGGUGUGGGGGCGAGGGCACUCCGGACUAACGGGGAAGUGACAAGACCCCCUACACACGCACCUACCCCAGGCUGGACAACCAGGAGCCGGGAGCCAAUGGCCAGCGACAGAGCCAAGCCCUGCGAGCUCGACCAAGAGAAAUAUGAUGCUGAUGACAACGUGAAGAUCAUCUGCCUAGGGGACAGCGCUGUGGGCAAAUCCAAACUUAUGGAGAGGUUUCUCAUGGAUGGAUUCCAGCCGCAACAGCUGUCCACGUAUGCCCUGACCCUGUACAAGCACACGGCCACGGUGGACGGCAAGACUGUCCUUGUGGACUUUUGGGACACAGCAGGCCAGGAGCGGUUCCAGAGCAUGCACGCCUCCUACUACCACAAGGCCCACGCCUGCAUCAUGGUGUUCGAUGUACAGAGGAAAGUCACCUACAAGAACUUGAGCACCUGGUACACAGAGCUUCGGGAGUUCAGGCCAGAGAUCCCGUGCAUCGUGGUGGCCAAUAAAAUUGAUGCAGACAUGAAGAUGACCCAAAAGAGCUUCAAUUUUGCCAGGAAAUUCUCCCUUCCCCUGUACUUUGUCUCAGCUGCUGAUGGCACCAAUGUCGUGAAGCUCUUCAAUGAUGCAAUUCGAUUAGCUGUGUCUUACAAACACAACUCCCGUGACUUCAUGGAUGAGGUUCUGCAGGAACUUGAGAACUUUGAUUUGGAGCAGAAGGAGGAUGAUGUGCCAGACCAAGUGCAGCAUGGCAGCCUUGAGAGCCUCUCCCCUUCCUGAGUCAGAGAAGGAAACCUCUCCUCGUGGACUUGAGGGGUUGGGGGGGUCUUUCAGAAUACCCUCCCCUCAGCAGCCCUCCAGCUCUGAAUUGAAGAACUCUUGCAGGCCACCCCCCUCUCUACCUCCUGCAAGCCCACCCAUUCCAUUUGCCGUCCCCACUUCCCCUGGCCCAUGAUACCUGACGCUUCCACAGUUGUCCCCCUACCCCCGUGCCCAGGGACAGGGACGGGGUCUGCACCAGCUUGCACCCUCGACAGGUGUGAGAGGUCCACGGCAGAGCCUGAAGCAGAAUUAGAGAUCAGUACCCUAAGCCCCCCCAGGUUGUGUGGGGGCAGUGAAGAGCUUCAGGGAACAUGCUUUGUGUAUCUCUCAAAUAAAAGGAAAUUGAGGUGUGUUUUCUCUCCCAGAACUGACCUCAGGGCCCAUUCAUUGCCUUUCCACCAAGGGAAUUAUUUCUAAUCCCUGACCAUCCCAUUCCCACCUCUACAGAUUUGGGGGCCUCCAUUCUUUUUCCUCUUUGGUCUCCCAACCAACUUUUUUUAGAAAUGACUUUGAGCAGACAGCUCUUCAUCCCAUAAGUUUCUCAGGGUACCUGGGUGCCGCCGGCACACUGGUAAACUGAGGCCCAGAUCACAGGACAGGUUGGCCAUUAAAGUCAAGGAAACAGGUGACAGGUCUAACCACACUUAGCAAUACCAUGGCACACUUAUUUCAAUUAGAAGAGCUUCCCAUAGCCCCUGUUUCAGCUUAUGAGGCUUUCCUUUUUUUUUCUUUUUUUUUUUUUUUAGGACUAUUUGGGCACUGCUUUGUGGGGAAGGGAGAAGGGCCACCCUGCUGCCUUUCCCACUUCUCUCCUGGACUUGAGGCUCACUAGUGUGUCCAUACAAUCAUCCUGUGCAUCAUUUCUGUUGUUUUCAUUUUUGUAGUAAAGCUUGACUUAACAUGAA
Hyaena hyaena (striped hyena) is the source of this 1866-nucleotide messenger RNA. It is a transcript of the gene RABL2B, whose product is annotated as RAB, member of RAS oncogene family like 2B. Bases 248 to 919 code for a protein of 223 amino acids. NCBI's taxonomy places the organism in Eukaryota, Metazoa, Chordata, Mammalia, Carnivora, Hyaenidae. Gene Ontology annotation, cellular component: Golgi apparatus; endosome. The transcript is spliced from 10 exons. Gene Ontology annotation, molecular function: GTP binding; GTPase activity. The record is from RefSeq and is a predicted model, not a curated record.